CGCAGACGAUUGAACGGUGUGGUUUGCUGUGCUUUAGCCAAGCAUAUAGGAAAAUUCUCAGCAAACAAGUCAUUCAAUUACAUAAUUUUCAGCUACAAUUGUGUGUUUUAAAAAUAAAUUCCCUUCUUUCGGUUGAAUUUUUCACACAACCCACAACAAAAGAUGAAAAUUUGGACGUCUGAACACGUAUUUAAUCAUCCAUGGGAGACAGUGGCACAAGCUGCAUGGCGCAAAUACCCAAAUCCCAUGAAUACAGCUGUGAUAGGAACAGACGUUGUGGAGCGACGAGUCGAUGAUAAUGGAGUUUUGCAUACACACAGAGUCGUCAGUUCACAGUGGUACUUUCCAAAAUGGGCACAAGCGAUAAUUGGAACGGCAAAAGUGUGUUAUGCGAGUGAAAGAUCGACAGUUUGUCCGAAAGAGAAGACCAUGACACUGCAAACGAACAACAUUACCUUCGGAAAAUUCGUGUCAGUGGACGAAGUGCUGUCGUACAGUCCGCAUCCCACGGACCCAUCGAAGACGUUGUUGCGUCAAGAAGCGACCGUGAAGGUUGACGGCGUGCCCCUCAAUCACUACAUGGAAGAUAUGCUCACAAAAAGUAUCAGUUUCAACGCCAGCAAGGGACGACAGGGCCUCGAAUGGGUGAUUAACAGGAUAAAUACCGAAGUGAAUGACUUGGCGACGUCGGCAGCGAAGAGCACAGGCGAACUUUUCACACAGACACGUCGACUUAUCGACGACACGACAGAUUCGGCGCGCAAAAGCAUGGAUGAACUGCAGGCACAAACGCAAAAGAUCCGAAUCUAGUGACAUGCAACGACGAGCGCAGCUGUUUUUGUCGUCGUUGGAGCCGUUGUUGUGCUAAAGUGCAAAUGGCGCAUGGGAAUUAUCGCUAAGAAAAUCGCUUCAAAGGUCUAACGAGGGAACUAACGACGUAAGGAACAGACAAAAAUUAGGAAAAGUAUAAGAAAUUUUUAUAGCAUACCAGAGAUAAACAAUUUACAAAGACUAAAUUAAUAGAAGGGCAGGAGCCAAACGCCAAAAAUGACUCAAAUUCAAAAAAUGUCAGAGACAAAAAACAUCAAAAGUCUCCAAAUAAUAAAAAUUGUGAUCGAUUUGAUUGUAUUUUUUAAUAUAUUUAUUUAACACAACCACAAAAGAAAAAUAAUAAUCAUAAAAAAGAGACAAUUAUGCCUCAGUUCCAUAUUUUCCAACCAAUAAGAUCGCUAAAUAAAUUAUUUAUUUUUUAAUUAAAAACAAAGCAAAACCCGUCAAAAAGUCUUAUUAUUAAUAAAUGUAUUAAUAGUAGUAAAUAUUUAAUAAUAAAAAAAAUAAUUAUAUUAAUAAAGUAUCAAAAUGUACAAAAAAAUAAA
Culicoides brevitarsis is the source of this 1376-nucleotide messenger RNA. It is a transcript of the gene slmo, whose product is annotated as protein slowmo. Gene Ontology annotation, biological process: phospholipid transport. The record is from RefSeq and is a predicted model, not a curated record. The transcript is spliced from 3 exons. The coding region runs from base 163 to 810 and encodes 215 amino acids. NCBI's taxonomy places the organism in Eukaryota, Metazoa, Arthropoda, Insecta, Diptera, Ceratopogonidae. Gene Ontology annotation, molecular function: phosphatidic acid transfer activity. Gene Ontology annotation, cellular component: mitochondrial intermembrane space.